This is a messenger RNA of Thermothielavioides terrestris NRRL 8126, 2033 nucleotides long. RefSeq lists its product as uncharacterized. The record is from RefSeq and is a predicted model, not a curated record. Gene Ontology annotation, biological process: carbohydrate metabolic process. The coding region runs from base 249 to 1901 and encodes 550 amino acids. The transcript is spliced from 4 exons. NCBI's taxonomy places the organism in Eukaryota, Fungi, Ascomycota, Sordariomycetes, Sordariales, Chaetomiaceae.
UAACUGUCAGUGCAAUGCAAUAUGUGUCCCUUGGCGCUUUGCUCCCGCAACCUGCCACAUGUGUUCAAUUGGCAAGCGACAGGCAUACAUCUUUGAAGAUGGGACGCGGUUGAGCUCUUGAGGCGUAGCUUUCUUGUUCGGACAUAGUUAAUGCUCUUGGCGCGCAAGGGAACUUCAGAGUUCGAUGCAUCGCAUGGGCCUGCCAGCGCCAGCAGGAGCGGCAGGGCCAAAACACGCCAACGGACGCGAUGAUUCGCCUUUCCUGGUUCUCCCUCGUCGUGUCCUUGCUGGCACCGACAGCAUCCCUAGGCCGGCGGGGCGACCAGGAGCCCUUGACGGGAAAGUUUAACAACGCAGCUUGUCCGGACUACGCCCUCUAUGCCACCUUCUCGCAUCCACCGCUCAGCAAGGGACCCCUUAAGCUUCCGUUUCAACGACCGGACCCUCGCUGCCGGACCUUCCACUCGGACGCAAUCGAGAAAGUCAUCCGCGAUGUGACCUCGCGGAUGAAGGACCCGGAUCUCGCCCGGCUAUUCGAGAAUGCCUACCCCUCGACUACCGACACGACGGUCAAGUUCCACACAGACGGGAAGGAUGACAAGAUCAAACAGAAGCUGCGCAGUCGGAGGGAGAAGGAUGCUUGGCUGGACGACGGCGAGUGGGAAGGCCCGCAGUCUUUCAUCAUCACGGGAGACAUCCUGGCAGAAUGGCUACGGGAUAGCACCAACCAGUUGAAGCCAUACCAGCAGCUGGCGAAAAAGGACCCCGCCAUUUUCGAUCUCAUCCUGGGCGCCAUCAACACGCAGAGCGAGUAUGUAAUCCAGUCCCCGUACUGCAACGCCUUCCAGCCGCCACCCAUCUCGGGACUGCCCAUCAGCCUCAACGGACAGGACGACGUCGUGCACCCGAUGUACGACCCAAGCAUUGUCUUCGAGUGCAAGUACGAGCUCGACUCGCUGGCGCACUUCCUCGCCCUCGCCAACGAAUUCCACCACCACACCGGCAGCACGGCCUUCCUCACGCCGCGCUGGUACAAGGCCGUCGAGACGCUGCUGUCGGUGCUUGGCGCGCAGAACCAGAGCACCUUCGACCCGGAGACUGGCGCGUACCGGCCGAACGUCUACACGUUCCAGCGGAACACCAACACGGGCACCGAGACGCUCAGCCUGAACGGCGUCGGCAACCCGCUCAACAGCGGCACGGGGCUCAUCCGCUCGGCCUUCCGCCCCAGCGACGACGCCACCGUCCUGGGCUUCUUCGUGCCCGCCAACGCGCAGAUGGCCGUCGAGCUGGGGCGGACGGCCGCGGUGCUGCGGUCGACGGGCGACGAGUCGGACGCGGCGCUGGCGCAGACGCUGGCCGACUGGGGCCAGCGCAUCGCCGAGGGCGUCUGGGAGCACGGCGUGGUGCGCCACAAGCGCUACGGCGACGUGUUCGCGUACGAGGUCGACGGCUACGGCAGCGCGCUGCUCAUGGACGACGCCAACUACCCGAGCCUGCUGGCGCUGCCGCUCAUGGGCUUCGUCAAGGCGGACGACCCGACCUAUCGGAACACGAGGCGGAUGCUGCUGGAGAAGGAGGGGAAUCCGUAUUUUCUGACUGGAAAAGAAUUCAAGGGCAUCGGAGGACCACACAUCGGGCUGCAGAAUGCCUGGCCGAUGAGCCUACUCGUGCAGGCCCAGACGUCGGACGACGACGACGAGAUCAUGGAGUGCUUGGAUCUGGUGCUCAAGUCGAGCCAGCUGGGGCUGGUGCACGAGAGCAUUCACGUGGACUAUUCCCACGCGUAUACGCGGAGUUGGUUCGCUUGGGCGAACGGGGUGUUUGCCGAGACGAUUCUGGACUUGGCGAGACGGAAGCCUCAUUUGAUAUUCAAGGAUUCGAGGCCGUACGAGGUGUAGCUCAGAUAGAACCCGUGAGCUGGCCUCGGGGAAAUGGGAUUGCCUGGCUCUCUGGAUUCUGUCCCGAGUAUUACCGUACAUAGCAUCAUUGAUAUCAUACAACCGGGUGGUUCGAGGAGCUCUCUUUACAAC